This is a messenger RNA of Lytechinus pictus (painted urchin), 5197 nucleotides long. RefSeq names its product N-acetylglucosamine-6-sulfatase-like. The coding region runs from base 170 to 1846 and encodes 558 amino acids. The transcript is spliced from 12 exons. Lineage: Eukaryota; Metazoa; Echinodermata; Echinoidea; Temnopleuroida; Toxopneustidae. Gene Ontology annotation, molecular function: glycosaminoglycan binding; N-acetylglucosamine-6-sulfatase activity. Gene Ontology annotation, biological process: glycosaminoglycan metabolic process. The record is from RefSeq and is a predicted model, not a curated record.
AGUGUUCUAUCUCGUGAUAUCGAUUAGUUGAAGGAACAGGCACCCGAUGCUUCGCCUUUUAAUUUUAAAUAUAUAAAUAUUAUAGGUCUAGACCUACAGAUCUAUCUUCUUGGAAGCUCAAGACUGGAAUCUAAACUAUAUAAUUUAUAAUUUUGAGCUGACGGAAAAUAUGGCAGAGCCAGAGGUCAAAGCAAUCAUUUUGGUGCUGUUUCUUUACGGGUGCCAGAUUGCUUCUGCGGCUCGUGACGCUCACUCCCCCCGUAGGAGUCGGCUUAGUGAUAACCACGUUCCCGUUGCAAGUUCGAGGAAGUGCGGCGGUGGCGGUGCCUGUGAUAAUAAACCAAACAUAAUAUUCAUUCUCACAGAUGAUCAAGACGUCACCAUGGAUGCAAUAAGUCCCAUGACAAAUACAUUGAACCUACUCGGGAAACAAGGCAUGACUUUUACAAACAUGUUUACAACUAGCCCCCUCUGUUGCCCCAGUAGAUCGAGCAUCCUAACAGGCAAUUACAUUCAUAACCACGGGGCCAUGAAUAAUUCUGUGAGUGGAAAUUGUAGCAGUACCGCAUGGCAACAGGGACCAGAGAAAAAGACAUUUGCCACCUAUGUGCACAAUGCUGGUUACAGAACUUUCUUUGCUGGGAAGUAUUUGAACCAGUAUGGAGGUAAGACUGUUGGAGGCUUACAGCACAUUCCGCCUGGAUGGGACGAGUGGAUUGCUCUGCAAUUCAACUCUAGAUACUACAAUUUCUCACUCUCUGUGAAUGGCAAGGAAGAGGUUCACGGCGAUGAUUAUCAUAAAGACUAUCUCACAGAUAUCAUCAAUAAUAGAUCUAUAGAAUUCCUGGAUAAGCAGUCAGCAUCAACACCUUUCUUUGCGAUGAUGUCCACGCCAGCCUGUCAUUCACCUUUUGACUCCGCCCCUCAGUACGUGUCACACUUCACAGAUAAGAAGGCACCUAGAGGCCCUAGCUUUAAUGUUCAUUCAACAGACAAACAUUGGCUGAUAAGGAGGGCCCAGAAUCCAAUGUCCAAUGGAUCUAUCACAUACUUGGAUGAUGCUUUCAGAAAAAGGUGGAGGACGCUACUAUCUGUAGACGACAUGGUGAAGAAUGUUGUUACGCUGCUUGAAAAGAAGAAGUUGAUUGAUAACACUUUCAUCAUCUUCUCCUCAGAUAAUGGUUUCCAUUUGGGUCAGUUUUCACUCCCCAACGACAAGCGACAACUCUACGAGUUUGACAUCAGAGUGCCCCUCAUCGUCCGAGGCCCCGGCAUCCCUCCUGGAUCCACCAGCGAUAAGCUUGCUGCUAACGUUGAUAUCAUGCCAACAAUCGUCAACAUGGCAACCGGUAAAGCGCCCUCUGAUGUCGAUGGGAUGAGUCUCGUACCUCUUCUCAUUCCCAAAAAUACAACGAAUAGAAUCCUCAAGAAAGCAAAGGCUAAUGUCCCGUGGAGGCAAGAAAUAUUGAUUGAGCAUACUGGGGAGUGGAAUGCCCAGGGAUACAAGGGAUGUCCGCAUACAGAAUUUCUCAACUCUUGCUUUCCGUCCUGCGUCUGCGAAGAUGCCAGGAAUAAUACCUAUGAGUGCAUACGUACUCUAUCUGAUACGUCGGGUGCCAAUCAUAUGUACUGCAAUUUUGCUGAUCUAGAGAACUUCCAAGAAUUCUACAAUCUCACUGCAGACCCUCACCAGAUGACGAACAUCAUUGGCAAGCUCGAUCCCAAAUUCGUCACCUCUCAAAACGAGAAAUUGAUCGUACUGAGCUUGUGCAAAGGAGCUUCUUGCAGACAGGUCACACCGCCACCACCGCGCUCAAAACAUGGCAGUUCGGUUGAUGCUGCUUAAUAUUAGCCAAGUCAAAUGGACCUCAGUGUAGUGAUAACUCUAAACUUUGAAUGUAACACAUUUUUUUGGAAUGCACCUAGUAUAAAAUAUAGUGGAAUAUAGAAGCUUUAUCUUUUCAAUGAAAGGAGUAGAUAAAUAUUUUUGAACCAAGGUUUAAUCUGUAGAUUUGGAAGUUGUUGUUCUAGUUCAUCUUGAUCGUGCAAUAGAACAGUAGUAGGGUGGUAGAGUCACUGGCUGGCUAGCAGUAGGUUAGAGGUUCAAAUCCCUUCUUUUUACCUUACACCUUAGUUCUUUCCACUAUCGACAUGUGAAUAUUGAUUGGGCAAGAGCCUUCCACUAACGAUGAUCAUGGGCAAUGAUAACGCCUUUGUUUCAAGUGAUGUUUCGUUCUUUUGUUAUUCACCAUGUUACGGGUGGACUGCCUCUCUUCCUCAAUUUUAUUUUCCAGAUAAUGGCCAUCUUGAUGAUAUUGUUUCUGAGAAGGGAUGUAGACCAGGGGAGCGUUUCAUGUAAGGAAUUGUCAGACGUUUUAUCCGACAGAUACCAUAGUAACGGUGCUUCUUGGCCAAUCAAAAUCAAGGACGUUGUCAGAUCUGACAACAUGUCGGAUGAAAAAACUGUUGUUGAAUGCUCCCCAGGUUAGCCUUGAGGCUACAUUUUGCUAGUAGGUCCAUGGUCUGACCCUCGCCUCUGUCCAACUCACAUGUACAAAGUGUAUUGGAUAAGGUUUUCUCCAGCUGCCUCAUGACUCGGAAGUACCAGCCUCAUCUACAUCCCUGAGUAGAUCCAUGAUGAGAUGUGAUCCAGUCAUGUUAGCCUUCCCUGUUAAUUUUGUUUCUUAAUUUUUCAUCAAAGUACUGAGUAUGUGAUUUUUUUUUGUCUAGGUGCAAACCAAAAAAAUGUACUAGAACAGCUGAAACUUGUCACAGAAAAUCUGAAAUUUGAAUCAUAAAUUGUUUCUCUUCUGAUUUAAAAGGCUUUGAAAAAUCUCUAUUGGAGCUAUAGGGUCACAAUGUCAUGGCAUUUGACAUCAUUGACAGUGGUAUCCUUGCCAUUGAUUGGCUGAAUAGCCAUAGUGAAUGAUGGCUUGUCAGGAGUUACAACCUUUAGCAAUCGGUCAGACAUUCUGUAACAAAGCUUUAUAGCAGCAACAUUUACGCAGGAUGAUUAUAAACUUACGCGCGACUUUAUGGACAACUUUAUGCAUGACUGGAACAUGUCUCAAGGUGCUAAGUUAGCUAGGGAUAUCAUUUAGCACAAGAAAGGGUCACCAGUCGUGCGUAAAGUCAUCAGCUUUAUGAAACACCCACCAGGGGGUGUUUCAUAAACAUUAAGUAUGACUUAGAUUCGCACUUAAAUAAUGAGUUGCGUACGAUAUAAAAUGCUUGACCGCAUUGGUCAGAUCGUGUCAUGAGGACGCGCACUACUGCGUAUCAAUAAGAUUGCGCGUUGCAUAUCAUGUACGCAUCGGCAUUUAAGUGCAACUUAAGUCAUACUUAAAUCUUUGUGAAACACCCCCCUGAUCUCAAGUAUUAAUUGUUACAACCCUUCCUCAAUGAUUUGAUCUUUUCUUGAAGGGAUAAUCUUGCCAAGUAACUUGUUUAAAAACAUGCCUUAUAUCAACAAGUCAGUCCUCGCAAGUUACUUGAUUUCAGAUCACAUAAUAAAAAAAAUUAACGAUGGCCAUAUUGUGUCAUUCAUUGAACCUUUUUUUUUAAGGCAUUCAGUGUUCCCUUUUACUGAUGUUAUUGCAAAAAAAUUAAUAUGUAAAUAUGAUAGUUAUCACGAUUGCUUCACUGUUGCGAUGUACAAAUCAAAACGGUUAAACUGCGUGACUUGUCUUUCCUAUUAUGAAAAGACUCUAAACUAAUGUGUAAGAGAUAUCAGUUUUAGUAUCUGUUUUAUAUAUAGUUUUCAGUAUAUCUUUCAAAGUUAAACUGAAAAUUAAAGGAAUGCUCUCUUUGGGGAUUGAUGGAAUGCCCCCCCCCCUGGAAGCAUAUAUGCCAGUGUUAAUGCACAUGUCUUAAUGUUCAGAGCUUGUAAAUCUCAUAAUCUAUAUGAGUAAGUUCAGGGGGGUAUUUCACAAAGAUUUAAGUAUGACAUAGAGUCGCUCUUAAAUACCGAGUUGCAUACGGUAUGAAAGGCUUUACCGCAGUGGUCAGAUUGUGUCAUGAGGACCCGCACUACUGCGUAUCUAUCAAUAAGACAACGUGUUGCUCAUCAUGUACGCUUCGGCAUUUAAGUGCGACUUAAGUUAUGCUUAAAUCUUUGUGAAACACCCCCCAGGUAUCUUUUUUGAAGUAUGUAAUAUUGCAAUCAUGUGUUUUUUGUGAUUCAUCAAAUGAUAUUGAUAAAAUAUUCAAAAAUCUACUUUCAAACCUUUCAAAAAGGGCUGAGAAUGAAAAUAUUCAUGUUGAUAAAUGCACCCCAGUCCCAUCAUUAUAUAUUGAAAUUAAUGAAAGUUUGAUGAAUUUCAUCAUCAGUUGUGAAUUUUUAAAGUUUUGAUUGCUUGUGUCACAUGCGCUCACUGAUAUUAUGCAAAGUAAUUACAUUUUUUUCCCUUAUUGAUCUAAAUAAUAUAAAAUAGCCUACUUGUAAAAAUUUCAGUAAAAUGAUGUUCCUGAUUAUAUAUUGAAUGCACGGAUAAAAGCUUUUUCAAUUUCAGAGAAGAGGACUUUUGGGGAAUUUAAUGUACAUGACAUGGGAGAGCUGUUCACACAUGACUUAAAAAAUACAAACUUUAGCACUACAUAGUUCUGUCAUUCUUUGAUAAAUACUCACCAGACUUUCACUGAUAUUGUAUCUCUCUUUUCUGCUUUUAAUAAAGACAAAUUUGAUGUCUGGGUGUACUUUCCCUUUAAUGCAAUGAUCGUGAAAUCAGCAAAAAAAAGAAGAAAAAAAGACCAAUGCAAUCCAAUAACUUCAGCAGGUGCUUAACAUUGUAGUGAAAAGCAAUAUUAAAAUCUAUAUUUUAUAUGUUCUGAUUUAUUAUGUAUAUACAUAGAAUAGACUAUGGGUGAGAGAGUAUUGUAUUUGAUUAUCACCUAAAAAAGAAUGAAUUGUAAUAUAGGCCUACAGCAUAUUUUUGUUGUGAUAUAAUGAUAAUAAUAAUAGCAGGGCCCUCUGGAAGAACAGUUUUCGGAACUGAAGUGGAUACCCUGGGUAAAUAUGCCGUUAUUAUUAUUAUAUGUUGUCUAAAAUGUCCAAGCAUUAGGCGCCAAUCCAUUGGCCCGUAUUCUGAUCUCCAGUAAAAGUUUAGCAGUGUGUGAAGUUUGGGAAGCUAUGCUUGUAAACCAUUUGUUUACCUUGUGUACUGCAUUGCUGCUUGUGAAUUUACUUGGAUCUUUCCCC